AUCCCAUCAACAUUCAUGAUAGUUCAGCAUGCGCCGUAAUGCUCUUGAUGCUCGGGGAAAGUAUUCAGUGCAAUUAUCUAUGGUCUUACUACUUUGGAUUGGUAUCAUUGGCGUGUCCAUCGUAGGCGUCCCGCGUCGGUGACGUGGUGUACAAUAAUCGUAUGAAAGUUAGCGAUUCAUCACCCUAUACUUAUAUACUGGUACGUCUGAACACAGAGCCUCAAGAUCCAACUCGUUCAACUCGACCGGUGAACACUUCUCACUGAAAGUACCAUGGCAUCUAACCUCUUCUCUAUCUCAGGUCGUGUUAUGCUCGUCUCAGGCGGCAGUUCGGGCAUUGGAUCCUACGCUGCCAAAGGCCUUGCUGAGCACGGUGCAGCCCGUGUUUACAUAGUCGGUCGUCGUGCUGAUAAGCUCGAGGAGCUGUCUAAAGCUGCGCCGGAGGUCCUCAUCCCCAUUGUUGGUGAUGUUAGUACCAUCGAAGGCUGUAAAAAUAUUGCCGCAGCAUUUGUUGAGAAGGAGAAGACUGCCGGUGUUGCAGAAAAUGAUCUUUCUUUGGACCUACUGUUCAGUAAUGCUGGUGUUGCAGUCGGAGAGGGAUCCUGGGACUUCGAUAAUACCAGCCCGGAAAGGAUUCGGGAUGCACUGUUGAGGGCUUCGGACCAGGACUGGGCGAAGGAAUUUGCUAUCAACUCAUCUGCCAUGCAGUGGCUCUCUGCAGCCCUUCUCCCUUACCUUGCCAAGGCCGCUCAAUCCAACGAUGGCUUCCGCGAAGGUCGAGGUUGCAUUGUUGUCAACACCUCUAUCUCCGCAUUCUACAUUUCUGCGACUGUACCUUUGCAUAUGUACUCCGCCAGUAAAGCAGCUGCAGAGAGUAUCUCUCGGAACCUUGCUUCGAAAUUCGCGAAGCUGGGUGUUCGAGUAAACACCGUUGCUAUCGGGAACAUCCCUUCCGAACUGAACAGCAUCGAUGAUCCGAACAGUUUCGUGAACCAAAGUAAGGUGCCUAUUGGACGGUUGGGUGCUGGAGACGAUAUUGUUGGGACGCUCGUCUACUUGGCUUCGAAAGCCGGAAGCUAUGUCGCUGGAGCUACAAUAACUCUUGAUGGUGGCAUCCUCAUCGCUAGUCAUUGAUACGAAAUCGUAGUUUAAAUGCAUAUAAGUGGCUUUAUUGUCUGCAUGCUGUGGAUAAGUACGAACGAAAUCUAUGUAGAUGACGACU
Molecule: messenger RNA, 1222 nt
Organism: Somion occarium
Lineage: Eukaryota; Fungi; Basidiomycota; Agaricomycetes; Polyporales; Cerrenaceae
Source: the annotation of a GenBank genome assembly